AUGACGUCACACACUAAUAAUCAACGGGUAAUAAAAGUUCUCGACUUCACUGUACCAGUUCAAGAAGAUGGAACAUUUUACAUAUACGAAAUCUAUCAACCCGACAAGGUAGUGCUACAAGAAUACCCAGCGUUCUAUUACGAUGGAACGCCAGGUGGCUUGCCAUUUGGUACAGAGAUUAAAAACUAG
Molecule: messenger RNA, 189 nt
Organism: Acanthoscelides obtectus
Lineage: Eukaryota; Metazoa; Arthropoda; Insecta; Coleoptera; Chrysomelidae
Source: the annotation of a GenBank genome assembly